Messenger RNA from Aspergillus alliaceus, 1770 nucleotides. RefSeq names its product putative GPI anchor biosynthesis protein Gwt1 (gene gwt1). The coding region runs from base 118 to 1620 and encodes 500 amino acids. Gene Ontology annotation, cellular component: endoplasmic reticulum; membrane. Gene Ontology annotation, biological process: GPI anchor biosynthetic process; protein localization to plasma membrane. The transcript has 2 exons. Gene Ontology annotation, molecular function: glucosaminyl-phosphatidylinositol O-acyltransferase activity. Lineage: Eukaryota; Fungi; Ascomycota; Eurotiomycetes; Eurotiales; Aspergillaceae. The record is from RefSeq and is a predicted model, not a curated record.
AUCCACUGGUGCAGCCCUUCGCUGGGUAUGGUUCUCUCCUAACGAAGAAUAAUAAAGUCGCAAGGAAGCGAAUUGAGUCAUCAAAAACGAUUCUCCAGCGACGACUGAUCUAUCAACAUGGAUUCGACUUAUAAAGCUCGAAAAGAGGCGUUUGUGUCGAAUCUCGCAGGUGGUAGCAUCCUGGAAAUCAACGCCGUCACCCUCAUUGCCCCUGCUUCGGUUCUGCUUUGGUCGGUGCUCCAAUCUCGUCUCUCCUUCUUCAAUCCGUAUGGUGCGCCGGCAUUGGUCACCGAUUUCUUCCUGAAUGUAUUAUCCAUUCUCUUUGCAACUACGCUCUAUGCAUCUGCGCCAUGGACCCUCAAUAUACUCCUAGUCCUUCCGGCUCUCGGAUUACUCCUAACCUCGACACCGCCCCGUGCCCAACAGAAAGCCAAACCUCCGCGCUCUUCCCCUGUAGCUAAGAAGAAUGCCCCGAAGCAAGCAUCUGACUCGUCCGAACCAUUGCCCGUUCACCCUUUUCUCACGACCUAUCGCGCCGCAAUGAUGGUGAUCACCUGUGUUGCUAUAUUGGCUGUUGACUUCCGCAUCUUCCCUCGGCGGUUUGCGAAGGCUGAAAACUGGGGUACAUCGCUUAUGGAUCUUGGAGUCGGGUCGUUUGUAUUCUCUGGUGGAGUGGUGUCUGCUCGCUCGGUACUGAAAGGUCGGAAUAACCGUUCCAAGAAGACUCCCCUCUGGCAGAGGUUGACGGCAUCUACUCGACACUCGAUUCCUUUGCUCGUAUUAGGGUUGAUCAGGUUAUAUAGCGUCAAAGGUCUCGACUACGCGGAGCACGUAACCGAAUAUGGGGUACACUGGAACUUUUUUUUCACACUGGGUUUCCUGCCCCCAUUUGUGGAGGUGUUUGACGCCAUAGCCACGCUCAUUCCGUCUUACGAGAUCCUCUCCCUGGGUACUGCGAUCUUAUACCAGGUAGCCCUAGAAUCCACCGACCUUAAGCGCUAUAUUAUAGUCGCCCCCCGCGGACCGGAUCUGUUUUCUAAGAAUCGGGAAGGCAUUUUCUCCUUUCUGGGGUACCUUGCGAUCUUCCUUGCUGGCCGUGCGAUUGGCAUUCGAAUCAUCCCGCGCGGAACGUCACCCUCACAGUCACCCCAACAGGCCAGGAAGAGCACGCUUCUUAGCUUGGGACUGCAGACUUUGAUCUGGACGACGCUUUUCGUAUUUAAUUCUACCUAUGCGAUGGGAUUGGGGGCCAAAAUUCCAGUUUCGCGCCGUCUGGCUAACAUGCCUUAUGUGCUCUGGGUGUCUGCCUUUAACAAUGCCCAACUCUUUCUCUUUUGUCUCCUCGAGAGUGCAUUCUUCCCCUCAGUUCACCGGGAGGCUGGAAAGGACGGCGAACCCGAGCGGACAUCAUUUGCGACAAGUCGCAUCAUGACGGCCUUUAACAAAAACGGAUUGGCGUUGUUUCUCGUAGCAAACCUCCUUACGGGAGUAGUCAAUCUGAGCGUCCCGACGCUCGAUGUUACCACCGCGCAAGCCAUGACUGUUUUGAUCGCAUAUGUGGCCGCCAUAACCGGCAUCGCACUAGCACUGGACCGAGCUAACAUUAAGCUCAGCCUGUGAAAACAUAGCGGUCGCAUACUUUCUAUAUAAAGCUAUGUAGAAUACCAAAGAAUAGAUGUACAGUACAUACUAGACGAGACAAAGUAAGCGUAACCAAUUAGAUUAGUGAUGCGAAUACAGUGGCUUGGCGCUCGACCACAUGCUGAACCG